GCGCAGAGCCGGAGCAGGAGCCACGGCCGACAGGAGGGAGGAGGAGGAGGAGGUGGAGGAGGCGCCGGACCAAGGGGGAUAGAUUCCCAGAAGUGGGAUAACUGGAUCAGAGGGUGAUUACCCUGUGUAUAAGAGUGUGUGUCUCACUGCACCUUCAAUGGCAUUGAGUAGAUUAUCAGUAUUUAAACAGUCGAUAUCAUGCAUGAGUACAAGCUAGUGGUCCUUGGUUCAGGAGGCGUUGGGAAGUCUGCUCUGACAGUUCAGUUUGUUCAGGGAAUUUUUGUUGAAAAAUAUGACCCAACGAUAGAAGAUUCCUACAGAAAGCAAGUUGAAGUAGAUUGCCAACAGUGUAUGCUCGAAAUCCUGGAUACAGCAGGGACAGAGCAAUUUACAGCAAUGAGGGAUUUGUAUAUGAAGAAUGGCCAAGGGUUUGCACUAGUAUAUUCUAUUACAGCUCAGUCCACAUUUAACGACUUACAGGACCUGAGAGAACAGAUUUUACGGGUUAAGGACACAGAAGAUGUUCCAGUGAUUUUGGUUGGCAAUAAAUGUGACCUGGAAGAUGAGCGAGUAGUUGGCAAAGAACAAGGCCAGAAUUUAGCAAGACAGUGGUGUAACUGUGCCUUUUUAGAAUCUUCUGCAAAGUCAAAGAUCAACGUUAAUGAGAUAUUUUAUGACCUGGUCAGACAGAUAAAUAGAAAAACACCAGUGGAAAAGAAGCAGCCUAAAAAGAAAUCAUGUCUGCUGCUCUAGGCCCGUAGUCAGCAGCAGCUCUGAGCCAGAUUACAGGAAUGAAGAACUGUUGCCUAAUUGGAAAGUGCCAGCAUUCCAGACUUCAAAAAAUAAAUCUGAAGAGGC
Messenger RNA from Propithecus coquereli (Coquerel's sifaka), 858 nucleotides. RefSeq names its product ras-related protein Rap-1A. Gene Ontology annotation, molecular function: GTPase activity; GTP binding; GDP binding. NCBI's taxonomy places the organism in Eukaryota, Metazoa, Chordata, Mammalia, Primates, Indriidae. Gene Ontology annotation, cellular component: plasma membrane. Gene Ontology annotation, biological process: negative regulation of synaptic vesicle exocytosis; Rap protein signal transduction; cellular response to cAMP. The record is from RefSeq and is a predicted model, not a curated record. Bases 199 to 753 code for a protein of 184 amino acids. The transcript has a single exon.